Macadamia integrifolia is the source of this 3779-nucleotide messenger RNA. Its product is annotated as F-box/LRR-repeat protein At3g58900-like. NCBI's taxonomy places the organism in Eukaryota, Viridiplantae, Streptophyta, Magnoliopsida, Proteales, Proteaceae. The coding region runs from base 331 to 1467 and encodes 378 amino acids. Gene Ontology annotation, molecular function: protein binding. The transcript has 2 exons. The record is from RefSeq and is a predicted model, not a curated record.
CCAUAAAACCAAACGAGUUCAAUGGUUACACGUUAGCAAAAAGAAUAUCGUUUGGGUCAUUUCCCAUUUCCCAUUUCCCGCGCAUUUUCGUCCUUUUCAUAGAUUUUCUUCUUCUUUACUUCUGCAGACCGUCCUAAUCAGAUUCAGAGCAGGCCUCGAUUCAUCAUCGGUUUUAUCUUUCAAACCCAACAAUCAAUCACACACUUCUCAAAAAUCCGAGUUCCAUCUUUGCGGAACCCUAAACUGAGUAAACUAAUGUCCCUUUGAAUAUUUGUGUGUGGAUUUUGAUGUUCUCUCCUGUUCGACAAACCAAGGAGGGGAAAUAUCAAUAUGGAAGAUAAUAGUGGGGAACAAAGAAUGAAGCUCCAAAGAACAAGUAAGGAUGUGGAUUUUAGUGAUCUACCGGAUUCUAUUUUGUGUCACAUUCUCUCCUAUCUUCCUACCAAAGAAGCUAUGAUGACGAGCUUUUUAAGCAAGGGAUGGGGAUCUCUAUGGACCUCUAUUCCACUAAUUGACUUAGACGAGAGGCAAUUUAUUGGGCGAACUCGAAAUUUGAAGCAUAAUGUCUCUGGGGUUAAUUUUCAGCAGCAGAAGAAAUUUUCUGAUUUUGUUGAAAGGUUUAUUGAUUUUCAUGGAGGCUUGAAUGUACCGGAGAUUCGACUACGGUUUGAUGUUGGAAGUUAUCUCAAGUUUUCUUCUCGUGCUGAAAGGUGGGUUCGUACUGUGAUGACUACUGAUGUUACGGCAAUUGAUAUAGAUUUUUCUGGUAAAAGCUUGGAUUGGUCAGACAUGAACAAGAAUAUGUAUACUUUGCCUUCAUGUGGGUUCCCAUCCAGAUCAUUGACGGCUUUAAGAUUAAGAUUUUGUGAGUUUAAACCCUUGCAGAACAAUAGCUUUGUGUCUCUUCAAACUGUAAGUUUGACGGCUGUAAAAGUAUCCGAUUCCUCAGUUAAUGCUCUGAUAUGUGAUUCUCCAUGCCUAGAAAACUUGCAUCUGGAGUGCUGUUAUGUUCCCAAUUCUUUUCAUGUUGAAGCUCCUGCAUCAUCACAUCUCAAGUUUAUGGUGGUUGAUAACUGUGUUACUCCAGGACAUAAAUUCAUUGAACAUUUCUCUAUAAAUAUUCCAAGCCUUCAGAGCUUUAAGUUUAAGGGUAUUAUAAAUGACUUCUCUGUGAAGAACUUGAGGAAUUUGAUUGAUGCUGAAAUUGACGAGCAAAAUGAGUACAAUGGGUUUGAAGAUCGUGAAUACCGCAUGGUAUGUGAGCUAUUCAAUGGUCUUGGUCAUGUCCAGGUUCUAACACUAUCUAGCUGGUUUCUCGAGGUAUGUUUCUUGUUUGCAUGCUUUGUCAGGAGUGUUGUUUUUAAUCAAAUUCAGUUCAUGUUUCAUGGAAAUUGUUAUGAACCCAGGAUAUGGCAAUGGCUGAUGUGCUUUCAUCUGUUGAACUCUACCCAUAUUGAGACACUUUGACAUUGAUUAUUUUAAAAUUGUUUUUCCCCCAAUAUCCAUGAAAAUUGAUAUCUAGUUGUUGAUUAUUUAGGCUCUAUGUUAGCCCUGAAUUGAGGGCAAAAGGACCAAGACCUCAAAGGAGGAAGAAAAUCUCCGGAUUAGUGUAGAGGAGAAUGGGACAAUGUUUAAAUAUUUAUGCAUCCAACAAUUUGAAAAGGGUUUUGAGGAAAGGGAUAUAGGUCUAUGCAUACCCUAUUAAUAUUGUGCCAAUGAGAAAAGGCAUUAGAAAACAUAAUGCAUCAAGGAAUCUUAAUUGCAUCAUGAGAGGCUGAGUCAGGAUAAUUUUGACGAAUAGCCUUUGUUGUUCUUUCUUAGUUUCUAUUUGGGAGGCCAUUAUUGGAUUUUCUUGGAAUUACGGAUGGGCUUUGGCCCAGUAACUUUGUAAUAGAUUCUUUUUGUUUGAUACAUAUAAAAGUCAUAAUAUUUAAUUAAUUACAUCUAUUCCAUCUGCAUUCAAGCCCGUACUGCUCCAAUCCUUGUAUGCCUUAGCAGCAAUUCAAUUACAUCUCUCUCUCUCUCUCUCUCUCUCUCUCGUGUAGCAUUAGUAGAAAGUAAACCUGCGAUGAGAUCUUCCAUGUGGGAUUACCAAAGUCAAAAGCAGUUAGGAUCCAAGAGAUCUUCAAAGUUUGACUUGACAGUAGAUUGAGCUGAUAUGUUUCUAAACCAUAUUCUUCUAAUCUCCACUUCCAAUUUGUUCUUGUAUUCUCCAACAGGGAUAAAAGAAAAAAAAAGAAAAAAAAAAAGUAAACUCCGAUUCAUUGAUAUUACAGCAAGUAUGGCACCAUACAAUAUUUGUAGAAAAAGAAGCUUGUAAAUUUGCCAUUAGACGAUACAAAUCUGUUGGAAGCUUGAUGAUGUCAUCAGUGGCCAGAUUGAUUUAUAAAUUUCUCUCUACAUCGGAUCAUUUAAUUGUCUGUAAUCUCUUCUUGGGAGGAUGGAUGGUUGGAAGAGAGAGAGAAGGAUGAAAAAUAAAGAGUGAUGGGUGUAAAAUAAACUAGGGAUAGUUAUAUGGAAAUGGGAUGUAUACAUGGUAUUUAUUCUUAAAAUAUAAAUUAGCAGGUAAGUUGGUACUAGUCAUUCCGUUACCAGAAAAUGUUUAGGGUCUACAAGAGAGAAAGUUUGUCAACAAUGAUUUUCAAUGUAAACGAAAUUAAAGCCUUUUCUAUUUUUAUGAUGGCUUUUUCAGAUAUUCUACGUAUUUUAAAUAACUUGAUCUUAUUAUUUGAUUAAAUUUUAGAAAAUUUUCAUGCAUGAGUUCACAUAACCUCAUUAAGCUGAAGUUGAAUGGUCAUAUAUUUAGGAAAUUCCUGGAGGAUUGAUCAUUCCGAUACAACCAUUCAUAGGUAAGUUGACCUAUGCAUUGGCUGUUUGGAAAAUUUGAGUCCCACAACAAUUGCAUGGCCCACCCUAUAUUAAAUUAUUCCUCUUGAGAAAGUUGAAAGCAGGCAGGACGCCAGGCCCAUAUGAGGUCCCAAUAGAAGUAUGAAAGAGUCUAGGAGUAUGUGGGGUAUCUUGGUUAAUUAAUUUUUUUAACAAGAUUAUGAGCACAAGCAAAAAGUCAGAUGAUUGAAGGAGAAUCAUAAUAGUUCUAAUCUACAAAAAUAAAUUGGAUAUUUAGAGUUACAGUAACUAUAGAAGCAUACAACUUAUGUGUCAUAUUGUGAUGUUGUGGGAAAAUGUUAUUGAAGCCCAUCUGAGAAGGGAGACUCAUAUCUCAGAGAACCAACCUGGUUUCAUGCUAGGGAGACUCAUAUCUCAGAGAUCCAUGAUAGGGCUUUGAUAAGGCUCCGCAUUCGGCAGGACUCUCUGCAUAACUUAAGCCCCCCCCCCACCACAUUAUAGGCGAAGUCAAGGCAAAAAGCACCCAGAGUCCGUCUACAUUGGCCACGGGGCAGAUGUAUGGACAAACCUGUUCAGAGCACGAAGUUGUCUCCGUGUUUGUGAUAGAAGCAAUCAGUUCAUAGAUCAUAGAAGGCAUUAACUCACUAACUAGACAGGUUCAAACUUCCUCCGUUUCUACAUACUCUUAAUGCUCUAUUCGUAUUCUCUAUCAUUGAUCGGUCUGGAUCCGUCUAGUGUUGAUAAGCCGGGCUCCGUGGAUCGUUGGUAGCCUCCCAAGUGCACGUAUUUUUCACGGAUUUCUCCCUGGAAUUGUUGAUCCCUUCCACUUCGCUCGUCGUGAGAGAAGUUUUGGGGGAACCAUUGUUGUAACCUGACAGUCACUGAGAGGGGGGUUGAAUUAGUGAGUCUAAUUCCGAUCCCCAAAAAACUGU